Molecule: messenger RNA, 660 nt
Organism: Haemonchus placei
Lineage: Eukaryota; Metazoa; Nematoda; Chromadorea; Rhabditida; Trichostrongylidae
Source: the annotation of a GenBank genome assembly
AUGGGAAAACCUGCCAGAAGAUCCUCUUUACUCUCUGCUUACAUAUUUCUCUACAAUGUUGCACUGUUCGCCAUUCACUUGAAGAUAUUUUUGGAUCUGGUAAAUGCUGUAACCUCAGGUAAAUUUGUCUAUAAAGACCACUUCCCACUCUUCUGUAUCGGAACAGCUGCCCAACUUCUGGAUGUCGUCCAUGGUGUUCUUGGUAUCACCACAACGGGUAUCGCAGCUGGUCUUCUACAGGUACUUGGCCGUCUUUUCAUGCUGUUCCUGAUCGAAGGCAAUCCAACUAUACAUAAUCAAAUUUCCACACCUGUCCUACUAUUUGCAUGGGUACUGAUCGAAUUGUUCCGAUAUCCUUAUUACGCUCUACGAGCAUGGGACAUCGAAGUCUAUGUGCUUGCAUGGUUACGGUACACAGCAUGGAUCCCUCUCUAUCCACUUGGACUCACUAUGGAAUGGCUCAGUAUGGUGACAUCGUUGAAGUACUACUAUGAAACUGGCAAGUACUCCAUUCUUCUUCCAUACCUGGAUCUGACACUGAACUUCUCGGCCAUCAUUGCCGUAAUUGCAUUUGCUGUAUUCCCAUUCAUCAGUCGGAAACUUCUUGGACAUAUGAGAAAGCAACGAAGAAACAAAAUGAAUGUGAAGAAAAUAAAAUAA